AUGCCCUGGCAAGAGAGGGAAGCGUUUAUAAGUGUUCCUGAUUCGCUGGUUAGGAGUCAAGAUGGCAAUCAGACGGAGUACUGCGUCUACGAACUCCCGGGACAAGACGCCUCUUCGCAGCAGGAAGCUGGAGAUUGCAGCGGCGUGCUGAGCGACGACUGCAUUGACGCGUUGAUGAAGAAUACGCCGGUCAUGUCGGAUGGCCAAUGUUAUAAGCCAGAGAAUCGACAGGAGCUUCGUGACCUGCUCAUCUGCUCAUACAUCGAGCUUGUACUGACGUCGUGGAAAGGUGCACCAUCGAACUUCAACAGUAGCGAGUGCAGUUUGUCCGAGAUGCCGCAUGUCGAACUACCGGACAAUUAUCGCACCUACUACGCCCACUACGUACCAGUGUCUGAAGGUGGAGGUGGUUACGAGAAUUUCGACCUUUACGAUGGGCACGUUCGCGAAGCAGUGCCCAUGGUCUUCACCAUCAAGUCUCCAGGUGGCACCAUCGCCCACAAGGCCGUUUGUGUAGCACCGAACAAUGUCGUUGACGGUAGCCGUGUUCCAGAGUCUGCGGCUGCUCAGUUGUCCUCCGGGGCUUCACUGGUAGCAGCCCUUACUGUUAUGGCUUUUGUAUCUGUUCUCUCGAUAGCUUGA
This is a messenger RNA of Alternaria triticimaculans, 642 nucleotides long. RefSeq lists its product as uncharacterized. Bases 1 to 642 code for a protein of 213 amino acids. The transcript is spliced from 2 exons. NCBI's taxonomy places the organism in Eukaryota, Fungi, Ascomycota, Dothideomycetes, Pleosporales, Pleosporaceae. The record is from RefSeq and is a predicted model, not a curated record.